Molecule: messenger RNA, 617 nt
Organism: Pristis pectinata (smalltooth sawfish)
Lineage: Eukaryota; Metazoa; Chordata; Chondrichthyes; Rhinopristiformes; Pristidae
Product: cocaine- and amphetamine-regulated transcript protein
Exons: 3
Coding region: 1-333 (110 amino acids)
Biological process (GO): negative regulation of appetite; adult feeding behavior; positive regulation of MAPK cascade
Molecular function (GO): neuropeptide hormone activity
Source: RefSeq, a predicted model, not a curated record
AUGGAGAGUUCUCGGCUGUACCUUCUCACGCUGCUGAGCGCCGCUCUGCUCUUCAACUCCAACUGCCAGGAAUCCGAGCUGCAGGCCCGAUCCGUGGAUCAUUACUCAGUUAAAGAGGAUUCCUCUCAAGAAAAAGAGCUGAUUGAAGCCUUGCAGGAAGUUCUGGAAAAACUGAAGAGCAAACGGAUGCCAACCUACGAGAAAAAGUUUGGAAUGGUCCCGAUGUGUGACGCUGGGGAGCAAUGUGCUGUUAGGAAAGGAGCCAGAAUUGGAAAACUCUGUGACUGCCCCAGAGGAACCUUCUGCAACUCAUUCCUCUUGAAGUGUUUGUAGAGGAAAAUGACCAGAUCUGGGCAUUUGCAACACAUUAUCAUUUCAACAGUAUUUAAAUACUUGAAAUUAAUCUGGCCAAUAAAACAUAAUCUAUUUACCAAAAAAGAAUGGUGAAAUGCAUGGACAUGCAAUUCUACAGUCUUGUAGAUGGUGUGUGGGAGAUAGUAAAAUAUGUUUCCACCUUUGCUAUGGCACUGUUGUGUACAAUUAUGUCUUUUUUCUUAUGGUGAAAAGUAGUUUCUGCCUGUACCAGUUAAUGAGUUACGGAUAUUUCACAAUAUACU